Molecule: messenger RNA, 2960 nt
Organism: Bactrocera dorsalis (oriental fruit fly)
Lineage: Eukaryota; Metazoa; Arthropoda; Insecta; Diptera; Tephritidae
Exons: 4
Coding region: 338-1870 (510 amino acids)
Source: RefSeq, a predicted model, not a curated record
GCUAGACGUCGCAUGGCAGUUGUGAGCUGAAUCCACACCUAGUGAAGUUCGAUGUUCUUUAUGGAAACAAACUUUGAUGACCAACUGGUUGUAUCCGCAAAUGAAUAGAAAUCAACACAAACAACACACAAUGUAAUUAUAAGUGUAAUAAAAAUAAAAGAAUCUUCAAGGCAUGCGGUUGCAAGUUGAUAAAAUAUCGAACACGCUGCCAGUUAAGGUUAUUUGUGAGUCAACUUUGAACGAAUGAUGAACUGCGCCGGCGGGCGGUUGCCAAAAAACAGUGACGAGUGCCUGCCACAAAAAGUUAAAUUACGCGAAUCUCAAAAAUCAGUGAAAUAUGCUGCUGCUUGUACUAAUCUCGUUUGCACCAUUUUUCACACUGCAAACCGAAGUGCUUUUAAACUACGACGGCUUUAAUCCGAUCGGCGCCGUGUCGUCUGCAUCAGCAGCUUACACCACUGCCUCCUCCUCGACAUCAAAAGCAACAACCGUAACGUACGCCCAGCAGCAGGUACAAUGGCCUCCCACUGCUGUGCACGGCAAUUGGUAUAUUCUGCAUGCAGCAACCAACGCUGCGGUUGCCGCGGCUGCUACUACUCAAGUAGACGCUGCACGCGCUAAUAAACUGCAAAAGCGACAUAAAGCAAUGCCACGAGAUAAACAACCACACAGCACAGCACGCCACACCCUUGAUACACCACAAGCGGCGCAGCAACAGGAGCAACAAGAAAAUCCGGCAAAUUAUUACACUUACAACAGCAGCAACAACGGAAAUUACCGUUCGACGGCACCGGAUAUGCGCUUUGUUGCGCCAUAUGUAUUGGCGUUAAGUAAUCGGCGACGCCUCUCGAUGACAUCGGGCGAAAGAAAUAGGCGGCGAGAGCACAGCGACAGCACCACUGACAGAAUUGUCAAUAACUUCAAUGAACGAGGGUAUGUCAACACUUAUAACAGCAACUAUAACAACAAAAGUAUGACUCAACACAAUAAGUACGGUGACAAUGAGCAAGCAGCAACAACUAAAGUAAACAUUGCCGACAGCAUUGUUACGCAACCACAGCAUCAGGCAAUGCUUGCUUGGCAGGAUAUUAAAAUCAAAAGCGAUGGUGAGGUCAACGAGGGGCGUAAGGGUGUCGUUCCUGAUAUUGAGGAAAGCACGGAGGUCGGAAGUGUGGAAAAUGAUAUAAACAGUCUAGAGGAAGCGCAGUUCAAUGAAGUUCUUGUGCCAUUGGGAAACGCCUUGGACAAAGUGCGACACUUUUGCGACGUUUUCCGACGUAUCAUCAGCGAUGAUAAAGCAGACCUUGCAAGCGGCGGCCUCGAUACAUUGGGGAGCAGCGACGACGGCUUCACGAACUCAGCAUCCGUCACGUUAGCGCAGUCAGCAACUGUAGACACAGUCAUUCCUGUUGGGGACAACACACAGUUGGCGCGUGAAGUUCAAGGUCAGCGAAGCCCUCCCACCGCCACACAUUCAAACACGCAACAGUCCCAGUCGAUUUCAGAGACGACAUUGAUGUGGCCAACAGUGACGGCAACAGCUUUGCCACGGUCAACUGCGGUUACAGCAUCAGCGCAGGCAACAACAAUUACAAACGCACCAAACUCAGCUAAAUCAUUAACAUCUACUGCCUUGGUCAUUGGUCGAGGCAAAAAAUUAAAAAAGAAAUUGAAAAAACUGAUGCUUCCAUUGUUGUUGGCAUACAAGCUGAAGUUCAUAGCAUUAGUGCCGCUGCUAAUUGGUGGCCUAACGCUGCUGGUCGGCAGCACUGGCCUGGCUGGCUUCUUUUUUGCGCUCUUCUUGACGGUGAUGACCCUGAAGGGCGGCGGUAGUGUGAACAAAUCGAUUGUAAUUAAGAAAGUUUUGUAAACGCCGACUGAACAGCUUAAACAAUUUGCGGCCACCUAAGCGGAGCAGGUGCGGUACACUCUAUAAGCUAAUAUUUUUUUAUCGGUCAACACGAGUUAAGUUAGUCAUGAAUUAACGUUGCUCUUUGCACCUUGCAAGUGACACAGAAGAGAGCGAAUGAAAUUGCACAAUCGCUCAACUUCUAGUUGGGCGGUCUUGUGGUUGACAAAAGCAAAGCCAUUUUUAUGUUAAUGUUAUAAAACAAUGGACUAAUAGUUACAAAACAUUUUUUUAUAUUAUUAUUUUUUUAUAAACUCUGCGCACUAUUUAUGCAUGCAGUUUUUGCAGUGAGCGACACGCGAAACCGGAUUAUAUUACUUAACGCCGCUAAUUUAAGUCAAUUACUUCCAAAAAUGCCGACAAACGCAUGAAAUAAUGCCUGAAUACGAGUAUACAUAUGUAUAACCAGCUCGGAAUAUUAUGGAAGGGCGUAUAUGAAACCGUAUUAAGCUAAGAGGUUUUAAACACCUGAGAGGACGUAAAUAACGGCUUCGCUCUUGGAUUCAUUACAUUUCAUUUAUUUUCUCAAAUUUGUGCCCAUUUAUAAAUUAUUUAAUAUAUAUGUUUUUUUAAUUAUGUGACUAAAUUUUUAUAUUAAAAAUGUAUUGAUAAUCAUACUUUUAGUUUUUAUAGUAAUAAAUCAACAUUAAAUGACUGAAAUAUUCUUAAAAAUCGACUGUCGGAAUCGUUAGUAAUUUAUAUUUCUAUGCAAAUUGGACCAACCCUCCCAUUUAAUCUGUGCAGCACGUUAUCGUUUUUGGCCUACAGAGAGAUCGCGCUCUACUCCAACCUUGUCUUAGAGUACUAGCUUUACUUUGCAUACUGUCGAAGUUCAAUAACAUUUCAUUCAAGUGUUUCGAACAAUAUUUCUGCUAUUGCCGAUUAUAAUGGAAAAGAGUGAAUUUCGAAAAUUGAUCCUCGUGAACCUACCAGCAUAAAUAAUGCGCCCUGUACAAAGCAGAAUUAAAAUGUGCACAUAUAAGGGUUGUUUUUUUAAACUCUUGCAACCUGUUACUACAGUAGGGGGAUUCUCUUGCUCUUGCAAGAUUAC